CCUGCAAACUGAUCCAUUGUACCUGAAAUCCCACAUGGAGGAAGUUCCACAUUCCUGAGGGACUUUCUGAUUUGGGGAAGGAUGAUCCUGAACAGCAUCAAGACAGCCAUUGGACCACCUAAGUUUCAAGAACACAGCAAAAAUCACAUCCAAGAAUUUGCAGAAAUCAAACCAGGGAAAAUCCUGUUGGAGGAAGUGUCAGAAAAAGCAACAGGGACAACCUUCAGAUCCAAACUUCCCCUCAAAAGAUACUAGCUCCAGCCAGCGCCUUCAAGGAUGCUCUGAGCCUUAUCACCGCACAACCAGACAUUUCUCCCUUGCCCCCUCAGAACAAAACCACCUCAGCAGCCACAGGGGACAACUGGAAAGGAGAGGGCCACAGAGGCCCAGCUGGGCCAAUACUGAAGCCAUCCUCACCAAGACAUGACCUUCACUUGCAUCCUUCUCAGAAGAGCAGCACUGCAACUACAGCCACUCCACCCCACCCCCACCCCCACCUGCCCUAUUUCUCCUCCUGUCCCCCACCCAGGGGUGCACAAACAGGACACAAGUCCAUCAGGAAGGUAAUACAGGUGCCAGGCAGGUUCUGCAUCACCAGCACCUUGGGCCUUUCCCUGGACAGGCUUCAAGUGGGGAGAACAAAGAAUGGGAAAGGAAUGCCUGCCUCCCAAAUUUGCUUCAUCUCUUCAGAAGGCUCUUCCUUCUCCUGCCUGACCUUUUCAAAACUACACAUCGCUACAGGCAUUUCUACACAUUUCAGAUGGGAUUCUUUUUUAAACUGAAAGUUGAGACAAGCUCAUUCAUUUGGACACUGAGGAUUAAAAUACAAAGAGCACCAUGUUUUCCUUGAAGAACACUGGCACCUGGAUGUUUGUGUUCUUCUGAGUGCUGGCUGGAUUAACACUGGACAUUAAGAGGGGCAACAGGGCCUCCAAAUACUGCUCUUCGCAAAAGAGUCAAGGUGGGAUGACUCCUGGCUCUCUUCUUUGUCAUUCAAACUGCACACUAUGACAUCUUAAACACCCACAAGAAGCAAACUCUGUGGGGAUGGACAAAGUGCCUUCACUGACAAGAGGAAAAGAGUCUUCUGUACACUUGCUUGGUCACGAAGAGUUUCACAAGUUUCUCUCUACUUGGACAUUUUCCAUUUCUGAACCCAAUGCUGUUCCCUUGCCCUCUCCUUUGGGGAAUCUUAGUCUAUACAUCGUGUUUGGGAUGUUCACUUGGAACCAUGAUCUUCAGGAAUGGGUCACAUUGUCUGAAAGGUUUAGCAAUCCAAAUAACCCUACCAGUCAGCCAAAUGCCUGGGUUCCAGAAGCAAACAUCUAGCAAGACCCACCUGCCCACGAAAUCAACAGCUCCUCACCCCCCAAAACAUUUGUGGGGACCUCAAUUCCCCCAAGCGAUUUCCUCAUCUCUUUGAACCAAGACCCCAAAUCCACUAGAGACUGGAUGUCCUCAUCCUGGUACCCAUUAACAGGCAUAUUCAUUCUUACACUAUCUGUCUGGAUGGUUUUGUGCCCUAACUUCCUGCCAUCUCUAUCGCUGAAACUCCUUCACAUUACUUCAGAACCUGCCCGGUAUUUUAUAGACUCCUCAUUCAAGUGUUGCCAAGUCCUAGGCAGGCAUCCCGGACUUUUUCCAAAAGCCUCCGCUUUUGCACCUGAUAGUUAGGUACCAUGCCACUCCAGCCGUCCCCACCCAGCCCUGUUAUCUUAGUCCGCUAUGCUCUUUCUCCCUUCCCCAUCGCCCAAGCCUGGCCCUGACUUAAGUCUUUUUUUUUUUUUUUAACCCUGCAACCAAUUAUUACAAUCCUUCCUCUGCUGCCUAAGGCAGCCACUGUCCAUGCCCCAGGUUCCGCCUCAGCACUCCUCCCCACCACCUCAACUCCAUUCCAAGAGCUAUCUUAUCUGAUCUUCCCUGCCCCUUGGUACAUACAGCCCAGCCUCAAACCCCUCCCCACCGUCAGCCAACUCACCGGCGCUGUCUGCCCUUGUCCCACUGCUCCUUGGUCCCUUACACAACUCCUCAGUCUGCCCCUUCAAUCACCCAGCGCCCACUAUAGGGCCACACCACAUGCAGCGCUCGCCAUUCCUCGGACCCCUCCUCAUGCCCCCUCUGGCUCUCCCUGUCCCCUUGACCUCUCUUCAGGCCCUGUCCGGCUCGCACCAGUUCCCGGCCUCUUCUCUGGCCUAUUCGACCCCACCUCAGGUGCUGUCUGUCACCCGCUGGCCCCUCCGCCCCUGCCAGGCAGUCCAACAGCCCCAUCCGGUGUUCUCCAUCCCCCGGCAGGCGAUCUGCCUUCGCGUCCGUCAUCCCGACCCUCCCUUCCGCCUCGCUUCCGCACAGCCGAUCCGACACUCACUACUCCUUGAGCAGCACCAUGUCGCUUCGCGGCUCGGCGGCUGCCAGCUGCCAGCCCGGCCUUCCGCCCGCUUCCCGGCGGCCGCUCUCCCGGUGGCCCGGCCCGGCCCGGCUGCCUGUGCGCCUUCGUCGUGGUCUGCUCUGUCUCUGCUGCUCUCGCUGCGGUCGCCGCGCGGGCUCCUGCCGCCCUGCCCUGGCUUCGCCACCUCCCGCGCCUCUGCCGACGCCGCCCGGAGCUCCGGUUCCGCAGCGCCGCGCGGGGGCGGGGCGUCUCUGCGGCAACCAAAGCGUCAGACGCAGCAGUGCGCGCUGACCUCACGCGGGGCGGAGUCUUCCCGGGCCCGCCCCUCUACCCUUAAAUGGACUGUGGCUCCGGGUCUAUGUCAGCGUCCGAGUUGGGGCCCAGGCAGUUUAAAACUCAGGAUUUAAAAGGACACUUCUGGUGUAAACGCUCUUCUGCAGCAGAAACUGAUGCGCCUAUAUGCCUGGACUUCGCUGGUAGGUGUGUUGAGAGCCAAGCGCAUCAAAAAUAAAAUGAAGGGCUUGGAGAUUAGUUCAGCCAUGAAGCACUUGCCUAAUUUAGAUGCAUUAAAAAAAAAAAUCCUAAAACA
This is a messenger RNA of Cricetulus griseus (Chinese hamster), 2975 nucleotides long. The record is from RefSeq and is a predicted model, not a curated record. NCBI's taxonomy places the organism in Eukaryota, Metazoa, Chordata, Mammalia, Rodentia, Cricetidae.